AUGGCUAUCACUCAAUCUGUCAUUGUUCCUGCAUACAAGGAAAAAUUAAAUAUUAAACCUUUGACACAACGUUUAUUUGCUGCCUUGGGCAACGAAGCCACUGAACAGACAGAAUUGAUUUUCGUCGAUGACAACUCUCAAGACGGUUCCGUUGAAGAAGUAGAGCAAUUACAAAAACAAGGCUACAACGUCCGUAUCAUUGUAAGAACCACUGAACGUGGUCUAUCCUCUGCAGUGCUACGUGGGUUCAAGGAAGCCAAGGGUCGUUAUUUGAUCUGUAUGGAUGCAGAUCUUCAACACCCACCUGAGUCUGUCCCAUCCUUGUUCAAUUCCUUACGUGCAGACCAUGCUUUUGUCAUCGGUACCCGUUAUGCACCAGGAGUGGGCAUCGACAAGGAUUGGCCCAUGUACCGUCGUGUAAUCUCUUCCACUGCAAGAUUGAUGGCAAGACCAUUGACCAUUGCCUCAGACCCAAUGUCUGGUUUCUUCGGUCUACAAAAACAAUAUUUGGAUAAAGCCAUGGAGGAGAAAAUCGAGAUCAACCCACAGGGGUUCAAGAUUGCUUUGGAACUGUUGGCUAAGUUGCCUUUGCCAGAAGAUGACGAGAAGAAACUUGGUGAAGUUCCAUUCUCCUUCGGUGUCAGAAUGGAGGGGGAGUCUAAGUUGUCCGGGAAAGUUAUUGUCCAAUACAUCCAGCAAUUGAAAGAAUUGUAUAUUUAUAAAUUCGGUUUGGAAAACUUGAUCUUGUUCAUUCUGUUCGGCGUUAUAUUGGCUUUGUACUGUUUAUAUCAAUUCUAUUCGUUAUGUUUCUGA
Arxiozyma heterogenica is the source of this 813-nucleotide messenger RNA. RefSeq names its product dolichyl-phosphate beta-D-mannosyltransferase (gene DPM1). Gene Ontology annotation, molecular function: dolichyl-phosphate beta-D-mannosyltransferase activity. The record is from RefSeq and is a predicted model, not a curated record. NCBI's taxonomy places the organism in Eukaryota, Fungi, Ascomycota, Saccharomycetes, Saccharomycetales, Saccharomycetaceae. Gene Ontology annotation, biological process: GPI anchor biosynthetic process; dolichol-linked oligosaccharide biosynthetic process; protein O-linked glycosylation via mannose. The coding region runs from base 1 to 813 and encodes 270 amino acids. The transcript has a single exon.